AUGACCACCGAAGCCGCCGCCCGGGUCUUCUUCUCGUCAAAGUUCUUCGCCGUCGUGGGCGCCAGCUCCAACCCCGCCAAGUUCGGCCAUAAGAUCUUCGCCUGGUACCUCGACCACGACAUCCCCGCCAUCCCCGUCAACCCGACCGCCGGCACCGUCAACGCCCUCGGCAAGGACCACCCGGCCAUCCCUAACCUCUCCGCCCUCCCCAGCCCCAAGGAGACGGCCGUCUCCGUCAUCACCCCGCCGCCCGCGACCCUCCAGGUGCUGCGCGAGGCCAAGAGCCUCGGCGUCCCCGCCGUCUGGCUACAGCCCGGCACCUUUGACGACGAGGUCCUCGCCUUCGCCCGCGCCGACGGCGCCUUCGAGGCCGUCGUCGCCGGCUUCGGCGGCGGCACCCGCGGCGGCGAGGGCUGGUGCGUCCUUGUCGACGGCGACAAGGCGCUCAACGCCGCCGGCAAGCUGUGA
Messenger RNA from Colletotrichum graminicola M1.001, 468 nucleotides. Its product is annotated as CoA binding domain-containing protein. Bases 1 to 468 code for a protein of 155 amino acids. The transcript is spliced from 2 exons. NCBI's taxonomy places the organism in Eukaryota, Fungi, Ascomycota, Sordariomycetes, Glomerellales, Glomerellaceae. The record is from RefSeq and is a predicted model, not a curated record.